Molecule: messenger RNA, 3685 nt
Organism: Podarcis lilfordi (Lilford's wall lizard)
Lineage: Eukaryota; Metazoa; Chordata; Lepidosauria; Squamata; Lacertidae
Source: the annotation of a GenBank genome assembly
UGAUUAGGGAGGAAAUGGAAAGUAGCAAUUGAUGGAUAAAUUACAAGCUCCAAGGAGUGCCUCGCAUAAUUAUUGUUGUAGUCUGGGCUUGUUGUGGAUAUAGCAGCAUGCCUAAAGGAUGCGACAACCCCAUAAACAUCUGCUGGUGUCUUGGGCCAAUGAUUGCUCUUAAAAGAAGGUAAAGAUGUUUUCUCACCAGGUGGGGCCUACUGUGCUGGGCAUAUAAAUAAAUGGAGAGUUUGAUGGGUCAGAGCUUCCCCUGAGUUUCAGCACUGACAACCCAUCCGCUUGACUUGAACUCAACUUAUAGGAGCAGAAUGAAAACUGCAGGUGUCUUUGUGCUGCUGAGCCUGGCUGUAUUCUGCCUCUUCUCAGGUAGGUGAGGGGGGGAAAGGACUCCAGUGUUUAAAAAACAGCCUCAGUCUCCAUAAAAGACUGUUCCCAAGAGGGAGAGGUGCUAUUCCAGAGUGUACCAGAAUAUUUUCCUUCUACUGCUUAUUGUAAAAUGAAUUGUGCUUCUGUUGACAACACCAGUAGGGAUAUUAAAAGAUAAGACAAUUCUUGCUUGAAAGCAUCAUCACCUGAGCAUUUCACCUAUAUAAGACUGUAAGCUGUGUAAACUUCAGCUAUCCAGAUUCUGGUGUCCAUAUCUGACAUAACUGCUGUUCCUCAUUGUUUUCUUUUACUAUACCCAAUGACUUGAUCAAACAGAUUGACAUCCACGCACCCUUGGGAAUACAAGUAAGAUUUAUGCAGAUCUGUACAACUUGGCACACACCAAGCCAAGUAUGGUUUAGUAGUCACGCACAACAACAUGAUUAAACAGUUUUACUAAUUGUACCUUCAUAUGGCUGUUUUAAAUGGAUUGGUGUUUUUUUAAUGUGUAUACCACCCUGGGCUCCUUUGGAAGUAAGUUGAGGAUAAAAUCUUAACUAAGCAAAUAAAUACAUUAGGACAAAAAUGCUAAGCUAGUGCAAUGGUGCUACCUACACACAUCAGGACUGCAUGAUUUUUGUAUAAUAUUAUGUGUACCUAACAUUGACAGUCUUUCUAACUUGAGGGAAAUUUUGAGCAGCAAUUGCAGUAUUCUUUUCUUGCUCCUCUUGCAGUUUUGUAUGGUGUACACUGACCUGUCAUAUUUUCAUGAAAGUGAAGUUAAUAAAGUGCAGUUUAUAAAUACAUACAAUAUUCUGAUUCUAUUACUCCUUCAAUAUUAGGUCUAUAAUAUGUUAGUAAGCCUUGCUGUUCCUUUCUGUUACAGAUGUUACCAGCCAACGUGAGGGAGAGGUCAGUGCAGCUGUUUUUAUUUCCUUCUGGGAUGUUGCUUGUAUAUGGCCCCAUUUCACAUCUAGACUUACUAUUAGGUUGCUAUGAAGAGAAGAGGUCCUAUCUUGACCCUGAAAGGGAUUAGCUGUCCAAUCCUGUGGUCCUACACACCUGUCCUCUCCCUUUGUGUUGGCAUCUGGGGAAGGGGCAAAUAGAAUAUGGCCCUUCCAAGUUUUCUGAUCAAGGCAAGCAAUUUUAAGGGGCAUGGACAACAUUGGUUAGGCUAUCCUGAUUCAGAAUUGGCUGUUAUAAAACUGUUUAAGCUGGUAUGCGGAAUGGCCCUUGUUUCAGUCAUGAGUGCAAACUGGCAGGACUAAUAGGACCAUGGGCAAAGAUUCCUAGGGAUCAAGGCAGUUUCGGGGGGGGUAUGUUUUUUUAGGAAGCUGGCCCCCUCAGUGUUCAGAUGGGAUUUGGCUCUGCCCCUAGCUCCUCACGACAUUGCAUACAUUGUGUGACAUCCUGUUGGGCCCUCUCAAUCAUCUUGAGAAUCUGGUGCCUCUGAACUAUAAAGAAAACUAUCACUUAAAGGCUGUUUCUUAUCCCUUUAGGCUAUUGACUGCAGUGAGUUUGAUAACAAUGAACCAUACUGCACCAGGGAAUCUAACCCUCACUGCGGCACAGAUGGCCAGACCUACGGAAACAAGUGUGCUUUUUGCAAGGCAGUUGAGUAAGUAUAUUAAAGAGAGCUCUAUACACACAGCGGAUGAAAGUAUAACUGUUAUGUUGCUUUCAUGGUCAGCUCCAGGCUUCAGGACUGAAAAAAUGUCCACUGACUGAUGUGCACUCUCUGUUGUGUUGGCUACCCCUAUGCUACAGUUAGUGAAACCUAUUUUCAGGAUUUGCAUGUCCUCUCCUUUUAUGGAAAUUAUGUUUCCACCAACUUUAUGUUUCUGCCCAGAGACCCCCAAUGAAUCCAGCCUUGCUAGGAAUUAGUUACUUGUUGAAGUCAGGAAGAAAUUCGCCUCUAUACGAUGUUGGAAUAGGGUUCGCACAUUUAAGCAUUGAACAAGUGAAUGUAUUAGUGAUCUUCUGAGACUAUAUUAGAGUCAAAUCAGAGAGAUUCCCACUGGUAUGAAAAAACAACCAACCAACCUGGGUUUACAAGAGAUUGCUGUUCUAUGAGUUAAGACUUUACAAGGAUGUAUAACUAUGCAAACAAGGUAGGGGAGUUUUCCCAGCAUGAUGCAUCAGCUACAAGAGGAUUAAAAGAGGGAGUUGUUUGGCUCCUUCCAAGCUGUUGGUGACAACUCUCCCUAUCGUAGCAGGAUUGAGAGACAGUCAGUGGAUGAUGUGAUACAGCUUUCUGGCCCUUGAAUACACAGUCAAGAUGAGGUAAAAUGGGAGUCAAGAAGGCUUUCCAAUCACGAGAAGGUGAGGCUUGGUGCCUUGCAGAGUUCUUUGCCCCUCACCAGAACUGGCAGACAAGAAAUAAAUGAUAAAAAAAUAAUUCUGCAUGCAAAUAAUGUCCAUUUCUAUUAUUGGUAUUCUUUUUGCAUGAGUCAGAGUUUAGCUUUGGCACACAAAAUGUGUUGCUUUGAUGUAGAGAAAAAAUAGAUAUGUGAAAGAUGCAUCUUUCAGAUUGUGCACUGUUUGACUGGUGUCCCUAAAAAUGUCGCUGCCCUUAACAGUUGCUUGAGUUGCCUGUGGUGUUGGGCCUGCACUGGCCCUUAUUGGCAGUCAAGGGGGUCGCCUGCUGUUAAAUGGACUGGUCUAUUUUUACUCGCUGCUAUUCCUCCCAAUAAACAUAUAGCAAUUAAAUCAGGACAUCCCAUUUUUGGGUGCCCUGCUCUCAGUAGGGCACCCAAAAACGCACAUUAUUGUGAUGUCACAUGGACCAUGCGGGAGUGCAGCCGGGAAGAUGCCCGUCCCGGUUUUUGGCCUCAACAUGUUGGAGGGUAUGAUAUAGGUACAAAAUAAGACUAUUUCAGCAUCUCACAAUCAGGAUCCCUACAAAUCAAAAAUGAGAAGUGAAGGAAAAUUGUCAGGACUUUUCUCUUCCUUAAAAGUUCUGAACUUGGUCUUCCAUAAGUAGACUGGUAUGUCAUUAUUCAUCAGUUCCUGCCAUGUAUAAUCCUGUUUCUUCACAGACCAAUGGUUUAAUUUACAUGUGUAAAUCCUAUUUUUCUAGGAAAAGUAAUGGGAGUCUCGGUCUCCUGCACAUGGGAAGAUGCUCUUGAAGGUUUCACUGUUGCAGCUGAACACUAAGAUGUCAUGUUCUACGCCGUACUGGUGAAUGCUUAGAGAAGCUCUAUGUAGGGGUGUGAGCUGUCAUUGCUGCUAUGCUUCCCUCCCCGCUUUGGACUCCUGGUGAUGCUACUGUCUCCAGCACACAUCUUCAAUAAAGCAAAACUCAGCAGAA